Molecule: messenger RNA, 186 nt
Organism: Amoebophrya sp. A25
Lineage: Eukaryota; Dinophyceae; Syndiniales; Amoebophryaceae
Source: the annotation of a GenBank genome assembly
CCAGGACUAUCCUAGCGGUGAUGCCAUGGAUGGCCGGGGAAGCAGCUUAAUCACAUGUCAUCACUCGUACGGAGCACUGAGUUUCGGUGGUCCAGCUGCGGAGAGCGUGGCGUCAACGAAGUAUGGACUCACAGAAGAGCCCGAACCGGGGGCGCCCGAGCAAGCGAAGCGUGUGCAAGGUGGGGC